AUGGCAUCGGUGGCGACCUCUUCCACCGUCGUCUCGGCCAUAGACCCUUCCAUUGUACUGACGGGAGCCGAAGCACAAGCCAUGUCUCGUCGACGGAACAUCGGAAUCGCAGCGCACAUCGAUAGCGGCAAGACUACAGUGACGGAGCGAGUGCUCUUCUACACUGGACGCAUCAAUGCGAUUCACGAGGUCAGGGGCAGGGACAAUGUAGGGGCAAAGAUGGAUCACAUGGAACUCGAGAGGGAGAAGGGCAUCACCAUUCAGAGCGCUGCUACGUAUUGCAAGUGGAUGGCCACUCCACCCACUCAAAGAGAUGCCGUAUCGGGCGAUGUGGGUAGCGGAGAGACUUCUGGAAAGGAAGAAUUCCACUUUAACAUCAUCGACACGCCAGGUCACGUGGAUUUCACCAUCGAGGUGGAGAGAGCUCUGCGAGUGCUCGAUGGUGCAGUGCUGGUGCUGUGCGCUACUUCUGGCGUGCAAAGCCAGACCAUCACAGUGGACAGGCAGAUGAAGCGGUACAAUGUUCCCCGCAUUAGCUUCAUCAACAAGAUGGAUAGGCAAGGGGCAAAUCCAUGGAGAGUCAUCGAUCAGAUCAGGUCCAAACUGAAAUUCCCCUGUGCCGCUGUCCAGCUGCCUAUUGGUAGCGACGACAACUUUGAGGGCCUCGUCGACCUUAUCCGAUGGAAGACUGUGCACAACGACGGAGAAAAGGGCAUCACUAUACGCGAGGUCGACGGCGUACCUGAUAACAUGAAGGAGCUUGCAGAGGAAAAGAGGCGAGAGCUGAUAGAGCAGCUGGCAGAUGUGGACGACGGCAUGGCAGAAAUCUUCUUGGAAGAACGCGAACCUAGCAUCGAUGAAUUGGCCACUGCAAUUCGUCGUUCCACAUUAGCCUGCAAGUUCUCGCCAGUCUUUAUGGGUACUGCCAUGAAGAACAAGGGAGUGCAAGCCAUGCUCGACGGCGUUUGCGCGUAUUUGCCCAAUCCUGCAGAGGUGCCCGCUACCGCGAUGGACACGAGCAGCACAGCCGCCAAGGCGGCCCAAGAGGAAGCGGUCCAGCAAGCUCUGGAGGAUGGUGCCGAUGACGAGCAGCAACAAGUGGCGCGCAAGUCGGCCUCGUUGCCCGUCGUUGGUUUGGCACCAAAGUCGGAUGCACCUCUGGUUGGCCUGGCUUUCAAGCUAGAGGAAGGUCGUUUUGGGCAGCUGACAUAUCUGCGAGUGUAUCAAGGUACGCUCAAGCGCGGUAACCAGAUCUACAAUGCUAGAACCGGCAAGCGAGUCAAAGUGCCUCGAUUGGUGAGGAUGCACAGCAACGACAUGGAGGAUGUGGACAGCAUUGGUGCUGGGGAAAUUUGCGCCAUGUUUGGAGUGGACUGCAGUUCUGGCGACACCUUUACCGAUGGAACGACGCAGCUCAGUAUGACGAGCAUGUACGUGCCGGAGCCCGUCAUCAGCCUUUCCAUCAUUCCAGAAGGCAAAGACGCGAGCGCCGCCAAUUUCAGCAGAGCACUCAACAGGUUCCAAAAGGAAGACCCGACGUUCAGAGUACAUAUUGACAACGAGAGCGGUGAGACCAUCAUUAGCGGAAUGGGGGAAUUGCACCUGGAGAUCUACGUCGAGAGAAUGAGAAGAGAAUACAACGUACCUUGCAAGACGGGCAAACCUCGAGUCGCGUUCAGAGAGACGAUUGCUCAGAGAGCUGCUUUCGCGUACACGCACAAGAAACAGACUGGUGGAGCUGGACAAUUUGCUCGUGUGGCCGGCUUCAUCGAGCCGAUGACUCUCGACGAGGAAACGGGCAAGGACGUCGCCUUUGAGAACCGCAUCGUUGGCAACGCCAUUCCAAACGGCUACUUUCCUGCUUGCGAGAAGGGCUUCUACGAAGCGUUGGAGAAGGGCUCGCUAUCGGGGCACUCCGUCACUGGUGUUCGAUACGUAAUGGAAGACGGAUUGGCGCACUCUGUCGAUUCCUCUGAACUGGCCUUCCGCCUCGCCACCAUUGGCGCCUUUCGAUCCGCUUUCCACAACGCCAUGCCUACGAUCUUGGAGCCAAAGAUGACGGUGGAGAUCACUGCUCCUACGGAGUUCCAAGGGGCUGUCAUUGGUGCCCUCAAUCAGAGGAGGGGCGUGGUGGAAGAUAGCGAGGUCAGAGAAGAUGAGUUCUCCAUCACGGCUGAAGUCAGCUUGAACGACAUGUUUGGCUAUUCCAGCCAGCUUCGGGGCUUGACACAAGGCAAAGGAGAGUUCUCGAUGGAGCUCAAGAAUUACCAACCGGUCUUGCCUAAUGUCCAAAGAGAUAUGGAAGCAGAGUACAAAAAGCAGCUGGCUGCUGGCAGCGGUAAAAAGUGA
This is a messenger RNA of Ceraceosorus guamensis, 2349 nucleotides long. Its product is annotated as elongation factor G, mitochondrial. Gene Ontology annotation, molecular function: GTPase activity; GTP binding; translation elongation factor activity. The record is from RefSeq and is a predicted model, not a curated record. Gene Ontology annotation, biological process: mitochondrial translational elongation. NCBI's taxonomy places the organism in Eukaryota, Fungi, Basidiomycota, Exobasidiomycetes, Ceraceosorales, Ceraceosoraceae. Gene Ontology annotation, cellular component: mitochondrion. The coding region runs from base 1 to 2349 and encodes 782 amino acids. The transcript has 5 exons.